UUCCAAUUAUAAAACUUUAGGUUUACAAUUAUCUUGAUCACGAACAAAGGAAAAAUGAAAAAUGGGAAAAGAAAAAGAAGCGAGAAGAGCUGAACUGGAGUUUUUGUGGAUGGUCCUGGAGCUGGGAAGCACAUCCAAGCCGGUGCUAAGAAAGUUAUCAUCACUGCUCCCGCAAAAGGUGCAGACAUUCCAACUUAUGUUGUUGGAGUCAACGAAGGUGAUUACUCUCAUGAGGUCUCAAGCAUCAUAAACAAUGCCUCUUGCACCACAAACUGUUUGGCUCCUUUUGUAAAAGUCAUGGAUGAAGAAUUGGGAAUUGUCAAGAUAACAAUGACAACCAUCCAUUCAUACACUGGAGACCAGAGACUCUUGGAUGCUUCACACCGUGACUUGAGGAGAGCUAGGGCCGCAGCAUUGAACAUAGUCCCAACAAGUACCGGUGCAGCCAAGGCUGUCUCUCUUGUACUACCCCAGCUCAAGGGCAAGCUCAAUGGUAUUGCACUCCGUGUACCAACACCAAAUGUUUCAGUGGUUGACCUUGUUGUGAAUGUUGAGAAGAAGGGGAUUACAGCUGAGGAUGUCAAUGCUGCCUUUAGAAAAGCAGCUGAAGGGUCAUUGAAGGGCAUAUUGGCCGUCUGUGAUGUUCCUCUUGUGUCAGUGGAUUUUAGGUGCAGUGAUGUUUCUUCUACCAUUGACUCUUCACUAACCAUGGUAAUGGGAGACGACAUGGUUAAGGUGGUGGCCUGUAACAUGAUGGGUAAUUGCAACCAAAGGGUCGUUGACUUGGCACAUCUUGUGGCAAGCAAGUGGCCUGGAAUGCCUGCUGUAGGAAGUGGUGAUCCCUUGGAGGAUUUCUGCAAGACAAACCCUGCUGAUGAAGAAUGCAAAGUUUAUGAAGCUUAGAUCAUUCCAAUUUUCUUCUCAGGAUGAAUGCUAUAAUAACCAGGUUUUCACAGAUUCUUAUUUUGUAAUGACAGUUGAUUCAUCAUGAACAUAAUAAUCUUUUGAAAUAGCC
Molecule: messenger RNA, 1015 nt
Organism: Rubroshorea leprosula
Lineage: Eukaryota; Viridiplantae; Streptophyta; Magnoliopsida; Malvales; Dipterocarpaceae
Source: the annotation of a GenBank genome assembly